GUCUUGCAGAGAAAGCCGAAGAUCUCGGCAUCAAGGAAGCUGAUGCUGAAGAGUUUGAUGGUGGCAAAGGCCAAGGAGGAGCUGGAACAAGAGGUCCUGGUGAAGGAGGAGGAGAAGGAGAGGUACCUGGCGGAGAGGGCGCCCUCACUCAGAACUGGGGGCAUGAGUCUGGCACAACUGCAGGACCUGUGCCGAGAGCUGCACGCCAAGAUCGACGUCGUCGACGAGGAGCAGUACGACAUUGAGGCCAAAGUCAUGCUCAACACACGCGAGAUUAAGGACCUGAACAUCAAGGUGCUGGACCUGAGGGGGAAAUUUAAGAGGCCCAAUCUGAGACGAGUCCGUGUGUCGGCUGACGCCAUCCUCCGCUCGCUGCUGGGCUCCAAACACAAAGUGUCCAUGGACCUGAGAGCCAACCUGAAGUCGGUCAAGAAAGAGGACACGGAGAAGAAGAGACCGGUGGAGGACAGCGACUGGAGGAAGAAUGUGGAGGCCAUGUCAGGGAUGGAGGGAAGGAAGAAGAUGUUUGAUGCCGCCAAAGGUUCCGCGCAGUGAACCAACACGAGCUGAUCAGAAGAGAGCGGACCACCGAGUCUCUUCAGCGUCAACUGUCACUCAAGUCCAUCCUCAUCCAUCUGUGUGGUGUUCCUCAAAUCUGGACGUAUAAA
This is a messenger RNA of Synchiropus splendidus (mandarinfish), 668 nucleotides long. RefSeq names its product troponin I type 1a (skeletal, slow) (gene tnni1a). The record is from RefSeq and is a predicted model, not a curated record. Lineage: Eukaryota; Metazoa; Chordata; Actinopteri; Syngnathiformes; Callionymidae. Gene Ontology annotation, biological process: muscle contraction. Gene Ontology annotation, cellular component: troponin complex. The transcript has 5 exons. Bases 43 to 555 code for a protein of 170 amino acids.